Triticum turgidum subsp. durum (durum wheat) is the source of this 1092-nucleotide messenger RNA. Lineage: Eukaryota; Viridiplantae; Streptophyta; Magnoliopsida; Poales; Poaceae. The record is from the annotation of a GenBank genome assembly.
AUGUCACCCCAAGGUACCAAUGACGUGCAAAGUAACCAACUAAACACAAUGGCCACUGAUGCUCCUGCAGGAGAUCCUAGUUCUUUGACAGUCGCUAGUAAUGAUAAUAGAAAAGUCUCCCGCGAAGACAUUGAACUUGUCCAGAAUUUAAUAGAGCGCUGUCUGCAGCUAUACAUGACCAAAGGAGAGGUUGUUAGGACACUUUCUGCUCGUGCGAGAAUAGAACCUGGCUUCACAACUUUAGUAUGGCAGAAACUUGAAGAAGAGAACCCUGAAUUCUUUCGGGCUUACUAUAUAAGAUUGAAACUGAAAAGACAGAUUAUCUUGUUCAACCAUUUGUUGCAGCACCAGUGUAAUUUGAUGAAAUAUCCAGCACAUCCGAACGUUCCACUGGCUCCAAUGCAAAAUGGGAUGCAUCCUAUGCCAGUUAACAAUCUACCGAUGGGGUAUCCAGUACUUCAGCAACCUCUGAUGCCUGCUCCCGGCCAGCCUCGCAUUGAUCCGAUGGUUUGUGGUCUAUCCAGCGGUCAUGUGGUGAAUGGGAUCCCUGCACCAGGUGGCUAUCAACCAAUUCGCAUGAACUCCGGAAACGACAUGGUUGUUGACAACGGUGCACCUGAAGUUGCACAUAAUGGUGCCAUGUCAUCUGAGAUGGCUGUGAGUCCCUCAUCGGCAGCAUCAAGCAACCAUGCUCCUUUCACUCCGUCGGAAAUACCAGGGAUGGCCAUGGAUACAUCGAUGCUAGAUUCAGCAUUUGGAUCUGACAUAGGGAACACAGAACCUCUGCAAUUAGGGCCAGAUGGGUCGUCAAGGGAUUCCAUCCGAUCCUUGGGGCAGCUCUGGAAUUUCAGCCUCUCUGAUCUUACAGCUGAUUUGACAAGUUUAGGAGAUUUGGAGGCUCUUGAGAACUACGAAGGUACCCCUUUCCUGCCCUCGGACUCGGACCUCUUACUUGAUUCCCCAGACCAUAAUGAUGACAUAGUUGAGUACUUCGCCGACGCCAUCAAUGGGACUCAGUCAGACGAAGAGAACAAUCUAUUCAUCAAUCAUGGCAGUACAGAGAACACAAGAGAUAAUAAAAAUUACAACUAG